Ornithorhynchus anatinus (platypus) is the source of this 1288-nucleotide messenger RNA. Its product is annotated as phytanoyl-CoA dioxygenase domain-containing protein 1-like. Lineage: Eukaryota; Metazoa; Chordata; Mammalia; Monotremata; Ornithorhynchidae. The transcript is spliced from 11 exons. The record is from RefSeq and is a predicted model, not a curated record. Bases 126 to 1001 code for a protein of 291 amino acids.
GGCCACUGGGGCGGGACCCUGGAGACCUGAUCCCCGUCCUGAGCGCCCCUCGGUGCCCCUCGACAUCCCCGAUCUCCCACUGCCCGGUGGCAGCCCAGGGUCUCGGCCUUCCGGAGACGGCGGGCAUGGCAGGACUCAGCCCGGAGCAGGUCCGCAAGUUCCAGGAAGAUGGCUUCCUCGUCCUGGAGGGGGUCUUUUCCCCUGAAGAGUGUGAAGGGCUCAAGGCACGGAUCGCGGAGAUCGUGGCAGGAAUGGAAGUCCCACUCCACUGCCGGACAGAAUUCUCCACCGACAAAGAGGAGACUCUCCGGGCACAGGGAAAUUCAGAAUAUUUCCUGACCAGUGGCGACAAAAUCAGAUUCUUCUUUGAGAAAGACGUAUUUGACAAGGAAGGCAACUUUAAGGUUCCAAAGGAGAUGUCCAUCAACAAGAUCGGUCACGGUCUGCAUGCCCGUGACCCCGUCUUCAAGAAGAUCACCCACUCUCCAAUAGUCCAGGCGAUAACCAGGAACCUGGGGUAUGAGGAGCCUGUGGUGGUCCAGAGCAUGUAUAUUUUCAAGCAACCACACAUUGGUGGUGAAGUGCUCGCACACCAGGAUUCCACCUUCCUGUACACGGAGCCACUGGGCAGCCUGCUUGGGUUCUGGAUAGCGGUGGAGGAUGCCACCCUGGAGAACGGCUGCCUCUUCUUCAUCCCAGGAUCCCACAAGGGUGGCAUCUCCCAGAGGUUGGUCCGGGCUCCUCCUGAUUCUGUGCCGGCCACCCACUUUAUCGGCUCUGAGCAAGUAUAUGAUGACAGCAGCUUCAUCGCCAUCCCGAUCCAGAAAGGUGGCCUCGUCCUAUUCCACGGAGAAGCUGUGCACAAGAGCGAGAUGAACCGCUCUUCGUGCUCCCGCCAUGCCUACACUUUCCACCUCAUGGAGUCUAAGGGCAUCCUCUGGAGCCAGGACAACUGGCUGCAGCCCACCCCUGAGAUGCCAUUCCCAGCUCUCUACAGCUAAGACUCGGCCACAGGACACACUCUUCCUCCACCUGCCCGCCACAAGAAGAGAGGGAGCCCCAGCUGGCCAGCCUGCAGGGCUCUCUGCUCCACCUGCUUUCUCCCCGAGCUGCCUCCCCCUCUUCCUCUCCUUCUUCCCCUAUCCUCCUCCACCUCCCUUUCCAUCCCUCCUCCCCUUUAUCUCCUUGUUCUGCUAGAUUUAGGGCUCACUAAGCCAAGGUUUGGGCUGGGCCAGCGAAGCCUGAGGUUCCCCUCCCACCUCUAUUAAUAAAGUGUGGCUGCACUUGC